Oxyura jamaicensis (ruddy duck) is the source of this 7640-nucleotide messenger RNA. RefSeq names its product zinc finger BED-type containing 1 (gene ZBED1). Gene Ontology annotation, cellular component: nucleus. The transcript is spliced from 2 exons. The record is from RefSeq and is a predicted model, not a curated record. Gene Ontology annotation, biological process: regulation of transcription by RNA polymerase II. Gene Ontology annotation, molecular function: DNA binding; protein dimerization activity. Lineage: Eukaryota; Metazoa; Chordata; Aves; Anseriformes; Anatidae. Bases 4252 to 6339 code for a protein of 695 amino acids.
AGAUGGGAUUCAAGAGAGCUUUUUUUUUGGGAGAGGGAAAAAUUUGAGCUCUGGAGUCUAGAUUAAGUGCAAAAAUAAUUGCUUUGAGCUGUGAACUGAAAAGAUCCAGCUCUUCACUCUGAAAGCGUAGCCACCACCAGGCACUGCUCCCGAUCCAGAUCAGGAAACUUUUUCUGAAGUUCUGAUCUUGAAGCACAAGGAAGGUGAAUCCAGUGCUGGGAGGAUAAGCAGGACACAAUCAGCGAUUGUAUCGCUAAGAAAAAGCAGUGUGCAGAAAUAAAGGGGAAGGGGCUAUUUAUGCUCCAAACGAUUUUUUUUUUCCAAGCACGAAUCUCAUAGGCGGCGUACCUGCAGGUGGCUGGUGUAAGCUGGGUUAGCUAGUGCCAUGGCGAGACCCUCUGCUGACCCGUAUCGGCAGGGGUAGGCAACUCAUGUAGCCCAGAACAAAAGCAGUCGCGUAGGUUACCAGGUGCGCCCGCUCACGGCAAGCACGUGGCCUCCAGUUCCUCUUCGUGGGACAGGUUCGCACUGUUCUGUUCAAAUUGGGUGCAUCGACCUGAAACAGGAGAGGCGACACGUCUCGUCCUCAGAGCCAACAUAAUCAGGCGACACAACGGAGCAGUGAGCCUCGACAUACGAGGAGAACAGGGUUUGACAGACUGCUUCGUGUAGUCCUUCGGUGGCUGGACCAGCACGGGGGGCGUCCCAGUGCCACAGCGGGGAAACGUGAGGGUUUGGCUGUUAGUCUCUUUGGGGGGGGGAGAGCUAACCAACUGGAGCUUCAGCUGUUGCUUAAUGCUUUACUUUUCCUCUUUGAUAUCUGAUUAUGCUCUUUGCUUAUUGCUGGCAAAAACUAGUCUUUUAUUUCUACAACAAAUCAUUGCAAGUCUGGUAUUGCCUCACGUAUCAUUUAGUUGUUCGGUAUCCAGAGAACCCUUGUUGUCUAACAAGUGUUCAGCGGACUGAACAGCUCAUAGUUUCACUAGAAUUUACUGUUCCGAUGUUCCUUGCAAUGCUUCAAUUAAAAAAAAAAAAAAAAAGUCCUAUUUGUAUAAAGAUCUCGAUAUAAUCAGCUUUUAAAAAAGAAAACUAAUGAGUGAAUUGCUAAAAGAUGAACUAACUUUGUGACACCAGGCUAUUAACUCGGGAAAUGUGGUCACUGAAAGUCAUCUUACUGAUGGAUUACAAACAGUUUUCAUGCACUAAUAACUCCUUCUGCAAGUUUAAAAGCUUCUCAAGGAACUUACUUGGCAUUUUUCUCUUGCCUUUUGUCUUCUGUGUAUGUGGUUUGAUUGAAAUUUGGUAGUGGAAGACUAAAUGCUGAGUGUUUUGCAGUUUGGAAGUCUUAGUAGUUAAGUUGGUAUCUGCGAUGUGUAGAAAACUGUCUUUGACGGAGGCGGCAGUGAGUGAAGUCCAGAAGACCGUAAAGCUGACUGAUAGCCUUCUUAAAAGUGAUUGAAAUAUCAUAUACAUGUAUUUUAAUUUGCCCCAGUUUCUAGUUAAUCAGUAUAAUAAUUUGCACCACGUCUAUUUAUAAUUGAUCGUGAAAUAUUAAUUUGAGAACAUGCAUCUCUUAAUUUUAAUUCCUGCGCUGAGGGCUCCUACUUUAUAUGCCUAAAGCGUAAGAACAGACUAAACAGUUCCUGCCUGCAGGCGUACCAACUCCAGGUUUUAAAACAUCCAGUUCCAGAGGUGGGCAAAGAAACCAUCAGGCAGGAAAGAUUGAUGGUAGGCAAAAAUUAACUUGCACCUAAUACUUAAUCCCUCUUCCCACGCAGGCCCAUCAGAGAGCUGUUGAGGUAGUUCUAAAAGUUAGGAAAGACAACUUUUAUGGUUACCUCUGUGCCAAAUGAGGCAAGGGUUCUGCCAAAGCGAUACGGUGUAAUUGCAGCCUGUGUCACUGCUGCGUGUGCACAAGGGGGCAGAGCGAAGGUGGCUGCGCACCUGGCGUGUCCCAACAUCCAGAUCCCUGCUUUCACAACCAAGUGCCUGCUUUGGACGUCGUUACUCUGCCAGUGGGGAACCGAGCUCCGUCUGCUGCCAGCACAGCACCCGUGCCCUCCGUCGUGGGGCCGAGCCUUUGGCCUCUGGCCCUGCCAACUGCAGGAGGAUGAGAGUGGUCUGGGGCUGAAGAGCAGGGCUGCGGGAAGCAGCCUGGUGUACCCUGGAGCAUGCCAGUAAACCUGGCCUUCCUCCUCUUCCUCCUCCUGAUGCCAGCCCCAAGGCCAGCAGAUGUUGAAGGGCUGUCCCCAGGCCAGCAGCGCUGGAAAGCCCCAACCCCAGAGCAUGGCAGUGGUUUUGGACUGGCUGCACAUGUGGGAGGAAGAGGAGGAGAAGAAGGGCAGCAGCUCCUCCGAAUCCACGCUCUGUCGCGGUGUGGGUGGGAAUUCAAGGGAGAAGGGCAUAUGUGCUUCCAUAGCCUGCAGGCUUUCUGUUUGUGGGGAGGGUUUGCAGAGGACCAAAGCAGCACUGUUUUGUUACGGUGGAAGGGUAGGUGAGCUGAAGGAGAGGGCUUCUGCCAGCCGCCUGUGCGACACGCACCUCUUCCCUCAGAGCGCUCUUUUUUUUUUUUUUUUUAACCAUACUGCCAGCCACACUGCACACGACUCGAGGAGAGGCAGGGAUGAUUAGUAGUUUACAUUAGAGCUAUUAUGAAAAGUUGGAAUUGGUUUACAGCAUUACAACAAAAGCGGCGCUACACUGACAUGUCCUUAACCGUGGCAAUGCUACCCAGUGCCACUAGUGCCAAGUGUCAGAUCUAUCUAAAAAUGAUGGUAAAGCUGUAACAUCCAUAAGGGUGAAGGACUGGGGAGAGUCUGUAACGCUCCCUUGCUCUGAAAUAACUUGUAUUUUAUCAGUCUGUGAUGAACUUUUUAUGGUCCCAUGGGUGUCAUUCUAAUUUUAAAUACUAAGGAGGAAUCAAUUCCAUUAUUACAGUGCCUUCCUCCUUGCUUUUAGGAACUACCAUGUAAUUGCAAAGGAAACUGUAAGACUUAAUGAAAUGCCAGGAGCCUUUAUGCCUUCUCGAGAUGCCGUGUCAUGGAGUGAAGGGGAGGACACCAAAAGCAAUAAGGACACAUACUGAUGGGACAUACCUUGUCGAUACACUGUGUGAUGCUAUAGCAGGGCUACGUCAUUAUAUGUCGCACCACUUUGUCACUCAGAAUCACCAGUUUUGGUGAGAUUGCAGACCUUGGUGCUGUUAACAUGCACAUUUUUAGAAAUAUGCAGCGUUACUCUGUUGAAUCAAUAGUUUAUUCUGGCAACUUAAAAAGUACUGAAUGAAUCACAGUAGAGGGCAUAUGAGUAGUCAACCCCCUGUACUCCCCCCCCAGAUUAAAAAAGGUUUGCACACAGAAGUAAAUCUUAAGAUACCAAUAGCGAAAACAAAACAACUAAAAUACCUGCCCCGCACCUCUCGUGCUAAGUCUAAACCAACAGCUGUGCUUAAAUAAAUAUAUUUAGUCUUGAUAAACCUGUCUUUGGUUUUUCAUUCAAGCGAUUCAUGAAGUGCUGCAAAAUACCUGCUGCGGCUCAGAGGGAAAACAUCUUUUCUCGGGGAUGCUUGUCAGCAGAGGAGAACAUGCUGGUGGAGCUGCACCCAUCAAUUUUGGUGGAUGCUCCCCUACAGCAAGUUUGGAAAAGCCAGAUGCUUUCUUCCUCCCCCAGCCAGCUGGUCUUGCUGCCCAGGGAUUCCUGAGUUUUGGCACGGAGGCAGCUCCUGAUGAGCCGAGAAGAGAGCUGUCACAUUGUUGUCGGGCUGGCUGCAGGAAUCCUCUUUCAGUUUCUCUUCUGCUCUCUUCCCCUGGGUCUUCACAGAGGAGGUCACAGCAGUGCUGGCUGGUGGCUUCCUUCUCCCUCCCGCCCCUGGCGAAGGGCUGCUUGCUGCGGCUGGGCUGGUGUUGGGGGAGAAAUGGAGAAGUGCAGUUGUGCUGCAGUUGUGCUGCUGGGUGGCUUUUAGGUACAGAGGAAUAAGCUCUGGCAGGUGGCUGCCCGCGCUGUGUGCAGGGACGCGGUAGGCCUCAAAUAGUACGUGCAUGUGACUGUUUGCGCAAGCAGUGUUUUCCUGCACAGAUAUUUAGGUACAGACUGCUAAGCCUUGCCUUCUUACCAUCUUCUCUAGUGUGUCGCCCCCAUCCCCAUGCCGACUACUUUAGUCUUUUGAGGAAAAGACGGCAAAACUAUUUUCCAGCUGAUGUGGUACUCAUUAAUGAGUGAAGGAUCAAAAGGUGGGACGGUGGCCAAGAAGCAAUGGAGAAUAAAAGUUUAGAAGGUUCCCCAUCAGACCUAAAGUUAGUGGCUCAUCCGAGAGCAAAGAGUAAAGUGUGGAAGUACUUUGGUUUUGAUACCAAUGCAGAAGGAUGCAUAUUACAGUGGAAGAAAAUCUACUGCCGUAUUUGCAUGGCGCAGAUUGCCUAUUCAGGGAACACGUCCAACCUUUCCUACCACCUCGAGAAAAACCACCCCGACGAAUUCUGUGAGUUUGUGAAAAGCAACACCGAGCAGAUGAGGGAGGCCUUUGCUACCGCGUUUUCAAAAAUCAAGCCGGAAUCAUCGCAGCAGGUUGUUCAAGACAGCCUCAUCAUGAAGACCUACCAGAACUACGAAAACAAAAAGCAUCAGGAACUGACGUCUGCAGUCAUCAGCUUGAUCUGUGAGGGCAUGUAUCCUGCCUCCAUUGUCGACGAGCCCACUUUCAAGGCCCUCUUGAGAACAGCUGAUCCCAGGUAUGAACUUCCUAGCCGGAAGUAUUUUUGUACGAAAGCUAUUCCUGAAAAAUACAACGCCAUUAGAGAAAUCGUCUUAAAGGAGCUCACCGACGUUCUGUGGUGCGGCAUAUCCACAGACAUGUGGAGGAGCGAAAACCAGAACAGGUCGUACGUAACCGUCGCGGUUCACUUUCUCAGCAGCAGUCCUUCCAACUGCCUGGCGGUUAACUCACGGUGCUUAAAAACAUUUGAAGUACCGGAGGAUAAUACUGCAGAGACUAUCACCCGAGUCCUUUACGAAACGUUCAUCGAAUGGGGAAUCAAUACAAAAGUCUUUGGUGCUACGACAGAUUACAGUAAAGACAUUGUGAAAGCUUGCUCUCUCCUAGAUAUUCCAGUGCAGAUGCCUUGCUUGGGGCACACUUUCAACGCCGGAAUACAACAAGCUUUUCAGCUCCCGAAGCUCUGCGGCCUCCUUGCCAGGUGCCGAAAACUGGUGGAAUAUUUUCAGCAGUCUACCAUGGCGAUGUAUAUGCUGAGCGAGAAGCAGAAGCAGCAGAAUAUUCUCCACUGCAUGCUGGUGAGCGAUCGCGUUUCCUGGUGGGGCAGCACGCUCGCCAUGUUGCAGCGCCUCAAGGAGCAGCAGUUUGUCAUUGCCGCCGUUCUCGUGGAGGACAGCAACAACCACCACCUCAUGCUGGAGGCCAGCGAGUGGAACACAAUCGAAGGGCUGGUGGAGCUGCUGCAGCCUUUCAAGCAGGUUGCAGAGAUGAUGUCUGCUUCCAAGUACCCAACGAUCAGUAUGGUGAAGCCACUUCUCCACAUGCUUCUGAACACCACCCUGAACAUCAAAGAGAACGAUCUGAAAGAAAUCAGCAUGGCGAAGGAGGUAAUAGCAAAGGAGCUGUCAACCACCUACCAGCACACCCCCGAAAUAGACAUGUUCCUCAACGUUGCCACUUUCCUGGAUCCUCGCUACAAAAAACUGCCUUUUCUUUCAGCCUUUGAGCGGCAGCAGGUGGAAAACAGAGUGGUGGAAGAAGCAAAAAGCCUGCUGGAGAAAGUCAAAGAAAACACCUUUCGGACUGAAGAAAAGUUCUUUGCGGUUUCGGAAGAGCCCCCGGUGAAAAAAAUAAUUAUCUCCUCCACUCCUCCUCCUACUAGUGUGAUAAACAACAUGCUUGCAGAGAUCUUCUGCCAGACAGGAGGUGUGGAAGACCAAGAGGAAUGGCAUGCUCAGAUUGUUGAGGAGUUGAGCAACUUUAAGUCACAAAAGGUCCUUGGUUUGAAUGAAGACCCGCUAAAGUGGUGGUCUGACAGACUAGCGCUGUUUCCAGUUUUACCAAAGGUUCUCCAAAAAUACUGGUGUAUUCUGGCCACAAGGGUCUUUCCCGAACGCCUUUUUGGUUCUUCUGCUAACGUUGUCAGUGCAAAGAGAAACCGGUUAGCCCCAGCACACGUGGACGAGCAGAUCUUUUUGUACGAAAACACUCGGAAUGGGUCCGAGGCAGAACCAGAGGAUGAAGACGAAGGAGAAUGGGGUUUGGAGCAGGAACAGAUUUUUAAUUUAAAUGACUCGGUAAACGUGAACAACAAUUUCUUUAAUAUCCGAGACAGUGGGUUUGUUUAACAGGACUACUGUGGUACAUUUAAUAACAAAGAAAAAGGUAUUUGUCUUAAGUUACCAAAAAAACUUCUGUUUAUGCUAUGAAUGCUGUAAAUAUUGAACAGUUGUAACAAACUUGAUUUAGCUUCCAUUGUCUAUGUUUCUCCCACUGUCUUAAAACAUGAAUGAGUUGUGAUUAAACAGCACUGAAAUGAAUGAGGAAAUAAAUGCUACAAAGACCGUGAUUUCUGACUGUGGCCCAGAUCUCAGAGGGCACUUAGCCAUGUGCUUCCUUUCCGCUGGCUUCAGUGGGAGAGAAACACAUGCUUAUGUGCUGCCUGUAAUGAAAAUAUUUUUCCUGAAUCAAGACCCUGAGCGAGGGACUUUUUAAGUUCUAUGCCUCCAAUUAUAAAUCCCACGUGACUUAGGGCGUUAGCUUUAAAUUUUGGUUUUAAAAUGUUAUUCUUAAAUUCCACAAAUCAGAGCAGCAAAGACUUUUAGAGUAUGUCGAUGCUAUAGAAUGAAAAAAAGAUCUUGAGCCUGAUUUUCUUUUUCACUACCUCAUAUCUUAGGCCUGGUCUGUGCUAGAUAAGGUCAGCUGGUGUAAUUCUGUCACUUAGGGGACUAUGUUACUAUUUUCACCGGUGUCGCUCUGGCAUAGGCCGUAGUGUGGAUGCACCUACACUGGAGCAAUUUAUUCGGCUUUCCAGUGCAAUAUAAAUGGUAUAAAUGCUUCCAAACUAGUACUGCUGUGUCCACAUCGGUCGGGUUUUACCGUGGAGCUGUCGUAGCUAAAUGGCAAAACCCCUUUUUGUCCGGACAAGCCCUGGCGGUAGCACGCGGGGUGCGGGCGGGUGGCGGCCUACACCCGGGGAGCAGAGCAGCGAAGGCAGGAGGCGUGCCAGGGCCACGGGUCUAACUCUGCGUGCGUGUGUUAUACAGUGCUUAACCUCUUAAUUUAAGUGGGCACUUUGCCCAAGGUAGCUAGGAAGUUUUGUUGGUGAGAAAAGCAGAAUAAAAAGCUUUAAUAAUUAUGUAAAUAUAUUUAAAAGAGGGCGACCCCUCUGUUUCCCUACACGCAUCCAGUGAGUCUUUAGGAUUGUUUCUUGUUACGUUAGCACUUAAAAAGUUUUUUUUUUUUUUUUUUUUCUCCUGUCUCUUUUUUUGUUUGAGUUUGUAGGGUGGACUUUAGUCUGGUCCAGUCAAAUGUUUGAGUACUGUUUCCGAUUAGUUGUUGUGUAUUGCAAUUGUUUCCUUUGUGUCUCUAUGCCUAAAAGUUUUCAGCCCUUUUGAGAACUUGGUAAAAAAAAAAACAAAAAAAAAAA